Molecule: messenger RNA, 2918 nt
Organism: Aspergillus alliaceus
Lineage: Eukaryota; Fungi; Ascomycota; Eurotiomycetes; Eurotiales; Aspergillaceae
Exons: 4
Coding region: 495-2732 (745 amino acids)
Biological process (GO): proteolysis
Molecular function (GO): serine-type peptidase activity
Source: RefSeq, a predicted model, not a curated record
ACUGGCUUAGGCAACAUGCAUUGUCGAUACAAAUUUCGGAAACGGGAUGUUAACAUACUAUGGCUUCCUCUUAUGAGGACUAUUAGGAGCGAUACCCAAGGGCAAGUGGUAAAAGUGACCGCUAAAAAAAAAGUAUCAGGAUCAAGAUAUUUUUAGCUGGAGCUCACCCUCAAUGUCACUAGUGGUGGUGAUGAAGAAGAAGAAGAUUUGAACAAGUCGGAUUGGUUUUGGACCCCCCGAAAAAGCGAACCGUUCGGAGAGCCCCAGUGAAAGUUCUAACUGACCCACCUCAGCCUUGUCUUUGGACAGGUGGGCUAGGCUGCGCCUCUCUUUUCACUGCUGCCAAGAUCGCAGUGCGCUGGUUCCUUCGAGUUAUAAAUCCUGCGGCCUGCAAUGUAAGUCUUUGUUCAAGGGGACUUUCCUUUGUCGAUUACUCCUAUAAUCCUAUUGUUCCGCAGCUUCCGAGAAACGCAGAUUCCGGACGCUGUUCGAUAAUGCGUCUCCUCGGCAUCAUCCUGGCAUCAGCUGUGCUGGCUGUUGCCCAGAGGUCUACUCCUACCUCUUCUUCCACUACUCCGUCAAGCACCUCUGAACCAUGUGCAGUCGCCAGCCGUCUCGCGGAGGAGAACGACAAUGUCGUCCCAGCUCAGAUCGCCUAUGAAUGUUUGACCUCCGUUCCGGUAGCUGUGGAGCAAGAUAAAGCCCUCAUUGACCAGCUCAAACUCUUGUGGGAGUGGCAUUCGGAAACGGGCUAUCUGAAGAACACUCCUGACACGUGGGAACUGGGCUCCGUUGACCUUCUCGCGGAGUUGGACAAGAUUAAAGAGAACCUUUCCUCUUACGACAGUGAAUAUGAUGUGCAGGUCGCGAUCAACACGUUGACUCUGAAGACGGGCAACUUUCACUUCAACUAUGUGCCUGAUAUCCUACAGGUCUUCUGGUUUGCGCGUUUGCUCCCCGUGACCACCGUCUCUCAGGAUGGAAUAAGCGUGCCGGAAACUUAUGUUGUCGCGGAUCUUCGUGAGAAGGAAGCUGACGAUAGCGUUAAGAUCUCCCCCAUCGCCAAAAUCAACGGUGAAGAUGUGCAGAAGUAUUUGAACAGGAUCGCGACCCAGGAGCAGUAUAUUGAUCCCGACGCCCGAUUCAACAGCCUCAUGUGGAGGGGUAACACAUCCCUAGGCAGCUUUGUCAACAUGGGGUUCGGUGUUUAUGAAGGAGCAACGACGAACAUCACUUUUAAGAACGACACUACGCAUGCCGUGAAAAAUGUCGCCGAGGUGCGUCAGAACCUGACCGAGGUGACCAACGGAAAGUCCUUUUUUGAGGAGCUUUGCACCGGUAGCUUUGCUAGCGCCGAGGCAAUGGCCACAUCUGACAAAAGAAUCUCUUACAAGGGGACUCCUCACCAUUGGAAAAGGCAAAGCAUCCCUAGCCACUCCUACCCCAAGCCAGUUGUCGAACACAGUUCCGGCAUGGUCGCUGGUUAUUAUAUGACCGAGUCUGGCUUCGAAGAUGUUGCUGUCUUGAAGAUUAUCACCUUCUCCACGGGUGAGGAAGAGGACAGGGGUAAGGCCGCUAUCGAGUUCCAAAGUGUUGUGAAGCAGUUCCUAGGCAAUGCUACGGAGGCAGGCAAGAAGAAGCUCGUCAUUGAUCUUCGAGAGAACGGUGGUGGUGACACUGAUCUCCUCCUCGAUACCUUCAUGCAACUCUUCCCUGGCGAGGUACCCUUCAGCGCCCAGCGAUACCGGGCACAGGAGCAAUUCAAUCUCAUUGGCAAGGCCAUCAAUUCAGUUUAUGAGAAUAAGUCUAUGCAGACUUUAAUCAAGAAAAUGACUGGUCAAGCUUUUGCGGAUACUGAUCUCGUCCGAUAUUGGGCUUACUGGAAUUUUGUCGAUGUUAAUGGCGACAAUUUUGAUUCGUGGGACGAGUUCUACGGUCCCCACAAGUACAAUGACGAUGAAUUCACGACUAUUUUCAGGUACAACAUGUCCAACAGCAACCCUAUCAGCAUCUUGGAUCAGGAGGGCUUCACUUUCCUGAAUCCCCGCGCCGCAGAUCCUCCCUUUGCUGCUGAGAACAUCGUGAUGCUCUCUGACGGACUUUGCGGAUCCUCUUGUGCUUCAUUCCACGAGGAGCUGAAGAACAUUGGAGGCGUUAAAGCCGUCGCAGUUGGUGGCCGUCCCCAGGAAGGUGCCAUGCAGACCAUUGGUGGCUCCAAAGGAGGAGAGGUCAUUCCCUUGAGCACUAUCCCUAUUUAUCUUCAGACAAUGAUGAACAUCACUGCAUCCUUCGGCAUUGAUAGCCUCGAUCACGACUCUCUCAAAAAACUUGCUAACCCCGACGUGCUUCUCACUCGCGCUGGUGACGCUAGCAGCCGCAUUCAGGUUCAAGACCAGAUCCGCAAGGGUGACGAGUCAGGCACCCCCCUUCAGUACGUCUAUGAAGAUGCCGACUGUCGUAUCUUUUAUACAACGAAGAUGCUGCUCCAGCCCGAAUCUGCAUGGGCUGCCGCGUGGUCAGCAUAUACCGAUGACAGCAAGUGUGUCAAGGAUUCUACCAAGAAAUCGUCCAGUAUUAGCGGUGGGUACAAGCCGUUUGGCCCUGGUGAUCUGAAUGGCAAGCAGUCAGAAAACAGCACCUCGUCGGACAAGGGCGAGGAGAAUGCCGCUCCAGCUUGGAGACCUAGCCUUGCUAUCUGUGCCGCUGUCACAGUACUCGGCUUCCUUCUCUAGAGCUGAACCCUUCACGGCAGUUUGGAUAUUAUGGUCAAAUGUGUUGAGCGGUUGCAUUGAGUGUAUGAUACCAUAUAUUUUAUAAUGGCUAUUUCUGGAAUUAUGGGCUAAAUGUUUUGGGAACUGUACAUACAUAAUGCGGUAUUGAGUUAGACGACCUCUUCGACUGUGGAUCAGUAGUUCCUC